This is a messenger RNA of Rhipicephalus sanguineus (brown dog tick), 2394 nucleotides long. Its product is annotated as nuclear distribution protein nudE-like 1. Gene Ontology annotation, molecular function: microtubule binding. The record is from RefSeq and is a predicted model, not a curated record. Gene Ontology annotation, cellular component: centrosome; kinetochore; kinesin complex. Gene Ontology annotation, biological process: vesicle transport along microtubule; mitotic centrosome separation; microtubule nucleation. Lineage: Eukaryota; Metazoa; Arthropoda; Arachnida; Ixodida; Ixodidae. The coding region runs from base 1 to 768 and encodes 255 amino acids. The transcript has 8 exons.
AUGUUAGAACUGGCAGAGAAGCUUCAGCAGAGCAAGCAAGAGAGUUCUCGGCAGGUGCUCGACUUGCAGGCACAGCUUGAGGAGGUGACUGCCUCCAGGGAAGAGAUGCACAACUACAUCCGGGAGCUGGAGCAAUCCAAUGAUGACCUGGAGCGCGCAAAGAGGGCAACUGUGGCAUCCCUUGAGGAGUUUGAGUCCAAGCUCAAUCAGGCAAUUGAGCGCAAUGCGUUCCUUGAGAGCGAGCUGGAUGAGAAGGAGGCCAUGAGCUUCAUGGUGCAACGACUCAAGGAUGAGGCACGAGAUCUGAAGCAAGAGCUGAUGAUCCAGCAGAGCUCUGUGCAUAAGGAACAGAGCAGCUUUGGGCCUGACUCGCCACUGGUGCAGCGUCGGGAUUCAACAGGGGGCACCACACCCCUGAUCCCAGCCAGGGCCCAUCAUAGCCGCAUCCUGGGCAUGUCUGACUCUAACCGACUGGCCACAGAAAAGGCUGCCAGCAAUGGAACGGCACAGCAGCUGCCAUUAGGUAUGGGCUCAUCUGGCCAGACACCACUGACCCCUUCAGCACGAGUCUCUGCGCUCAACAUCGUCGGCGACCUCCUACGCAAAGUCGGCACCCUGGAGUCCAAGCUGGCGUCGUGCCGCAACUUUGUCAAGAGCCCCCAGAAGGAGGACGCUGAAGGGACAGCAGCAGGACUGGCCGUGGGGAGGACUCACCUGAAGCAACGUGCAUUGUCAAGUCCUCAAGAAUUUGUGCCGCUUGCAUUCUAGCCAGCUUGGAACUGACGUCAAUGAGCAGCGCAAGGAAGGGCGACGCAUUUUGUGUGUUUGCAGCUGUGUUCCCUGCGUGGACUUUGUCGGAGCCGCAGAACACGGCUCUUUCAUCUGUCCAAUUCCAUUGCAUGUAAUAAAAAUAGUAGUGCACAUGAAGGAGGAGGUCCCACGGUUUAUAAAUCAUUGACGGGACCUCCCGUCCAAGUAAAAUGCACCGCACCAAGGAAACGAAGACGACCAUAGAUGCUUUGGAACAUAUGUAGUGCCUCCCAGAAAUAUGUUGCUGAAAGAGCCUUUUGAAAAGACCUGUAGUAUUAUCGGUGAUCUUACGAGCGCACUGUUCCCAAAUCCCCCUCUACAUUCCGAAGGAGCUGCUGCCCCGUAACACUUUGUUGAAUACAGUAGAACAGUUUUACCAUUGUGUUCGUUGCAUUUGCCUGUUAUGGGCGCCCUGUAUGUAUUAUAAUGGCUUUUAGUCCUCCGUAAACCCAAACGCAAGGGAAUCGCGCUGCCAAAAUGAUGCGCAAAUUUUACUUCCAUGUUCUGGCUGAAAUAAAAAAGAUCGCUUAGGUUCUCUUAUUCACUCUCUAAAAAAGCCUGAAACGUUGCGCAGAAUUAGUUUGUACGUGCCUGAAUGGCCACUUGAGCUACGCGUGACGACCCAUUAAAAAUUGAACACGAAGUGACAGGAAGCAGCUUCAGGCCAGGCACGGUUUUGCCAAUAAACAAUCUAACGCUUAACAUAAAAAUGAUGUUUCACGCAGUGGCGACAGCCGAAGGCCAUUGCGUACGCAAAGAUAUGCGUACCCCAUUCUCGAUAAAUAGCCAGGCAAGGAAGUACAGCGUUGCAGGCAAUACUUUUAGAGAGUGCCGAUAAUUGCAGCAUUCAAUCGCAGUCCAAUUGUUCGGGCUUGACCGAAUAUGAGCAGACAGCCGCUUUCCCAUGCAAUUGCGCAGUUCUUUCCAAAUUCGAGAUGCGCAUCUUUACAGACGUGGUCAGUUGACCGAUGGCAGCUCUCUCAGAAUCUCACGGCCCACCUGCGUAUGAAAACAAGAAAGGGGUCACAUUUCCGCUUCAACACACGCACGACUGCAGCACUUGAGAUGCUACGUAUUUCCGCGAAAAAGACUGGUUUCAAAAUAUUUGUUGCUGUUAUGACACCGAUCAUAUUUUGUUAAUUUUAGAUACGAACCUUGAUGCGAUAAGUUAUGGCUCCCGUUAGUAAUACGUUUUGUUAUGUUUCAGAUUCACUGUGCUGUAUUCAGUCAGGGCAAGUGCAUUAUUGCUGGGACACUUUUGAAUCAACGCACAAUAAAAAAAUGAUGUACGUGGUGCCGAUUUCCUGUGUUUGCACAAUGUCUUUGAUAUGUAUGUCUUGAUUUAUUUAAUAAUUUCCUAAAGGUACUGAAUGCUUGGCGAGCUGGUAUUUCAUGUCGACAAAUGAUGGCACGAGGAUGGAAGCAUAGCCAAAAGGAAUGGACCUUGCGUUAUCAUCCAAGCACAAGUGGUACUUGGAAGAAAAGACCUGGUGUAUACAGUAUUUACAGUGCAUGUUAAUUGGUCUCCGCACUAGACAUUUUGAGCGUGUGAUUUUGUGGUGUACAAUAAACAAGUUGAAUCCA